UCUCUUUCAGGUGACGCAGCAGAACUUCCGCUUUCCUACUUCCGUACACAAACGCUCUGCUGAUGACGUGUACACUCCACCACCGUUAGCUAGCUUAGCUAGCUAGCUAACUUAGCCACCUCUCAGGAUUUAGGAGUUAUAAAUAAAGUUACGCUACAACGCAAGAGGAAAUAGCGCUUCAACAAAUCACGGAAGAUGGAGACGCUUUACCAUCAGACAAACAAGCAUAUCCAGGAGGUGCAAUCUCUCAUGGGACAUCUGGAGAAAACGGAUCGCCAGUCAGUACACUUGUUAGAGAAUGAACUGCAGACUAGAAUCAACCAGAUCUUCAAUCAUUUAGAACGCCUCGAGAUCCUGGCAAGCAAGGAACCACCAAACCGCCGCCAGAAUGCCAAAGUGCGAGUGGACCAGCUUAAGUAUGAUGUCCAACACCUUCGAACCGCACUGCAAAAUUUCCAGUACCGAAGCUACGCCAGAGAGGCCCAGGAGAGAGAGAGGGAGGAACUAAUGAGCCGUACCUUCACGACCAACGACGCAGAUACCUCCAUCCCCAUAGAUGAGACCCUACAGUUGAACUCCAACUUGCACAACGCACACAGAGGCAUGGAUGACCUCCUGGGCAGCGGCAGUAGCAUUCUCAAUGGUCUGAGAGAUCAAAGAUCUACACUAAAGGGGACCCAUAAGAAGAUGCUGGAUGUGGCCAACAUGUUGGGGCUGUCUAACACAGUGAUGAGACUGAUAGAAAGGCGAGCAACCCAAGAUAAGUUCAUCAUGAUUGGAGGCAUGCUGUUGACCUGCAUCUUCAUCUUCCUGGUAAUCAGAUACCUGGGCUGACCGCCAUCUAUCCACAACGUUGUGAUCAGUCGUGGACCUGUUCUGCAGCACGUUAUCCCUCAUGAUGUGAAAAGAGGAAGAAUAGAAUUUUUAACAUCCGAUUUGAAUAUAUUUUUAAUAAAUUGUGCAAAUAUAGUUCCCCCCCCCCACACCAUUUCAAUUAUUUUGAACACCUGCUAAAUGGUGAGGUUGAAGACCUUAAUUACAUUCAGUAUUUUAUUCCACUUGAAGCUACAAUAGAGCAUUGAACUGCAUCAUAGGUCUGCUGCUUUCCUCAGAUGACUAAAACAAAUCCAUAAUCAAGUCAGAUUUUUUUUAUCAAAACCACUUUAUCACUCUUGCGACUGCGCAAAUGGCAAAAAUACUGAUAGUUAUACUCAACUUGCUCUUGCUUCCACUGAAAAGUAUUUUUGUUCCUGUUAUUCUGCCUAGUUGGUUCCUAAAUAGAAAUGUAAGGUUUCAUUACGUUGCAACUCAAGAAAACACCCUGAGGAAUGUUUGGUUUUAUGUUGAUCAUGUACAUAACAACACAGCAAUAUGCAUCUGUUAUGAAAGACAAUGGAAGUAGCAAUUAACUUAAAAUCAUUAAAAAAAAAUUGUUUCCAUAUUAGCUUGGGUCUAGUCUCACUAUGGGAGUGAUUGAGUUCUAUUAAUAUAAUGAAAAAUGUUUCAUUUCCUUUGUAUGUCUAUCAAAUGACUGCUGGAAUCAGCUGUUAACAGGAGUCAACUAGAGUUGAAAUUGAGGGGCGUUAACUCAGCGGUUAUGCUUUUUCCUUUCUUUAUUUUUACUGUUUUCACAAGUCUAUUCAAGGCAACUAGGGCACCAUCUAGUGUUUCAGUUUUGACACUGACCCCUGCAAGGAUGCCAGAUUGUUCCCAAUGACGUGAUGCUGGUGUUUUCAUAUUUGACUGCUGAAUGGUUAUGUUUACUGGUGAAUUUCAUUAACCCUUUAUUGAAAAACACAGGAACUCAAGAUUUUAUUUUGCUAAAACAGUUUUUAAAAAAUACAGAGUUGCUACCGUAAAACAGACCAGUCAUUUGCCAUCCCAGCCCAUCUUAACCCAACUUAAUAAAACACACACGUGACCAUACUCAUCCAUCUUCUCAUUCUCCUUUUUCCAAUACCAAACCUCUAGAAUGUUAAUAGGUUAAUCUACAGCAGUUUUAUUUACAAAAUUACACAAAAGCAAAACACAGCCCUUCUUUUGAAGAGCAUUUUUGGAAAAUAACUUAAAAACAGAAAAAUACAUUUAUUGCAGUAUACUACAAUCUUAUUGUUACAUGAUGCAAAUGCACCAUCUUGAUGUACAGAUUUUCAGUGCAAUUUAUUCAGGUGCACCCUUGCCAAAGGGACCAUGAGCUUUGCCUCAGAGCAUCAGGGAUGUUAAAACCCUUGCAUCACAUUUCCCCUCGCUUAUGUGACAAUGUCAAAACGAUUCGGACACCAUAGCUGUAAUUUUAAAUGGUCAUCAUUGAGGAGAUUCUUCACAUUACACACUGAUAUAUGUACAAGUUACUGCAUUACAAAUUAUUUGAGAGCAUUGAUCCAGUAGAGAGCAAGUAGUCAUAAGAACAUAAACAAUAUCAGUAAAUAUGAAGUAGUCUGUCUCUGAAGGUUACAUUACAGAGUUGAAGCCGUUUGCCUACCACGUACUCCUAACAUGAUCCAGCUUAUAGCUUCGUUAAUAACAUCUCUCUUUGGCUGCCAACAUGAGCAAAAACAGAGAA
This is a messenger RNA of Etheostoma cragini (Arkansas darter), 2563 nucleotides long. It is a transcript of the gene gosr2, whose product is annotated as golgi SNAP receptor complex member 2. Gene Ontology annotation, biological process: vesicle fusion; intra-Golgi vesicle-mediated transport. The transcript is spliced from 6 exons. The record is from RefSeq and is a predicted model, not a curated record. Bases 196 to 834 code for a protein of 212 amino acids. Gene Ontology annotation, molecular function: SNARE binding; SNAP receptor activity. Lineage: Eukaryota; Metazoa; Chordata; Actinopteri; Perciformes; Percidae. Gene Ontology annotation, cellular component: late endosome membrane; Golgi apparatus; ER to Golgi transport vesicle membrane.